CUUCACAUUGUUAAAAAGUAAGGUUAGAAAGAUGCGAAAGUUUGUAGUUGUGAAUAUCUGUUUAUAUUUCGCAUUAUGAAUGAAUUUUGGUUUUUUCUUACCAUUAUGUGUAAUAGUUACCGUGGAUUUUGAACUCAAGACUAUUUGUGAGUGACUAAAAGCUUUUUCCUGUGAUGAAAAAUUUGUGACGAGUUGUUAUGGAGUCGUUUUCCUUUUGUGAGAAAAAGACUACCUUCAGGUUAAUUUCAAGAUACAAGACGCUUUGUUGUUUCGACGAAGCGUUUCCGAUAUUUUGCAACCCCAUCAUGACGAUCGAUUCCUUCUGCGAUGGCUUAGAGCCAGAAGUUGGGAUCCGGAAGCCGCAGAAAAAAUGUUGAGACAGUCCAUGAAAUGGAGGCAUCAGUGGGAGGUGGACACUGGACUGAAGGAAUGGACACCACCAGAAGUGCUGCUUUUAUAUCAUCCCAGUGGUACAUCUGGGCUCGACAGAGACGGCGCACCUGUAAUUGUAGUUCCAUUUUCUGGCUUCGACGUUGUCGGUCUCAUACAUUCUGCGACAAGACAGGACCUGAUCAGGAUGACCAUAAAGGUAUUAGAGGAAAAUAUGUCAUUGGCUGCCGAAAGUGGAGAAAACCAGGUUGUGGUUAUUUUCGACAUGGACGGAUUUAAUUUGCGUCAAUAUGCUUGGAGGCCAGCUGCGGAACUUGUGAUAUCCUUGAUACAGAUGUACGAAGCAAAUUACCCAGAGAUCCUAAAAGCUUGUUACAUCAUAAACGCCCCAAGAGUAUUCGCCAUAGCUUUCAACGUUGUCAAGAAAUUUCUGAACGAAUACACGUUGGGGAAGAUUCAAAUAUUCAAAAGCGACCCGAAAAAAUGGAAACCUGCGGUUUUAUCAAAUAUUACGCCGGAGAAUUUGCCGAAACACUACGGUGGGGCGCUGGUUGAUCCCGAUGGCAAUCCGAGAUAUUCUACAAAGGUUAAAUUGGGUGGAAAAGUGCCGAAAUCCUAUUACACGAAAAAGUUGGAAGUUCCCGAAAAUGGACCUAAGAAGGAAUACACUGUGGCUGUGAUAAAAAAAGGUCGAACAUUAACUUUGGAUUUUAUUGUUGCCGAAGAAGGAUGUUUUCUCAGAUGGGAUUUUCGUACAGAGGGUCACGACAUCCGCUUCGGCGUCACUCUGAAGGACGAACAAGGGGAGGAGAGCCCCGUGGUGCGCCAUAGGAGGGUGGCGGCGCACCAGAUCGACGAAAGCGGCGUCGUGGCGUGCCAGGCACCGGCCACGUAUACCGUAAUCUUCGACAACUCCUAUAGCUUGAUGAGGAGUAAAAAGGUUCACUACUGCGUUUACGUCACGCUGCCUUUGAAUAAGCUGAACAUAUUACCAACCGACGAGGACCUUCAGAAUUCUAAUCAAAUUAACGAAAAGAACGAAGCUGCUAGUCAAAAAAGCAGCGAUACCAGUUUGUAGCCCGGGGGUGGUUCACCCUAGCAGCUUUAGGAUAGUAAUUUGCUCGAGGAGUUCAUCGUAUAAGCUUCUAGUCUGUAAUUUUUUAUAUUUGUACAGAAAAAGUGUGGAUGUGAUUUUUAUAUCGUUGUGUUCAUAUCGCAUUGUUUAAAUUGGUGAUCAGAUUCAUUGUAUAUUUUAUUUCAUUUUUUUAAACUCAUUUCUCGGUGAUUUAAAUAUUUUUAGUUUUCUUGUUGUUUUUCUGGAUUUUAGAUCUACUUGCGGUGAAAAGAUCUACCUAUGUACGUAAUUCUUGACGUUUCGUCAAUUUUUUUUGAGAUCCCCAGGAACUUACAAGAAUAUUUUAUUAUAAAACAAUAUGUUGUUUAGUUAUCCCAGUACAAAUUCAUCAAAUUUAGUUAAAAAAAUUAGAAAUCAGAAUAUACUAUACCUAUUUUAUAAUAAAAUUUUAUCGUAGGGUCCUGGGGAUGAUGUCGAAAUAAAUGAAUAAAACGUCUGCGA
Anoplophora glabripennis (Asian longhorned beetle) is the source of this 1966-nucleotide messenger RNA. RefSeq names its product SEC14-like protein 2. The coding region runs from base 371 to 1468 and encodes 365 amino acids. Gene Ontology annotation, cellular component: cytoplasm. The record is from RefSeq and is a predicted model, not a curated record. Lineage: Eukaryota; Metazoa; Arthropoda; Insecta; Coleoptera; Cerambycidae. The transcript has 10 exons.